CUGCAACGGAAAUUUUCAGGAAUCUACCUCUCCGUGGUCUCCGAUGUGAAUGCGUUUGUGCUAUUUUCACCAAAGCAUGGCACCAAUCAUUCCAGGACAUCAAUAUUUUUAGAGAACGGUUGUCCAUCAAGCUCAAGUCACAUUGUGGGAACGGAGUCCGGACGACGUCAUGUGCUUCAGCUCGAUAGCAUCAUGAGGCUGGAUUGUGCCGUUAUGGUUCGGACUGCUUCAAGUAUUAUCACCAUGGUCGUCACUGUUCUUCACUCCGUCGAAAAAGACUGUGGUGUUCCGGGUGCUGAGUUACAUCGCACUCAAAUAACGUUGUCAGCGCCGUUGGCGAAUUACAAAUCUCUGGAUUUAGACAAACAAUCUCCUUUUCUGCAUCUGCAGCUGAUGUCGCCAACAAAUUUUACCUCAGCAGCACGUUCACUUACCACACUAAUGCUCCAUCUUAAUUAUAAUGGCAAUACCGAAAUGCGCCUUACAGCCAUACAGAUGAGGGCCUGGCUCAACGGUCGGAUAAAGCUUCUCAGCGUGGCAUCAGCAGAUUCCAAAUCUUGGACAAUUGAGGUGGAUUCUGCAGCUCAUCCCGAUCCUCAUACUACUAUCACAUGCCAGUACUCCUCUGGAGAUUACUUGGAAAGAAGCUCAAAGUCGGAAGGCGACAUGCACUCGGACGACACAAUUAACAUUCACUGGACAGUGCAAUACGUGGUCGCUGAAAACUCCACCUUUACGGAUAAAACAGUAACGAAACGGGUUACGACGCAAUUCCGAAUUACACCAGACGUCGUCUAUUCACUUCUACCGAUGCUGAAAGAUGAGAAUCUGAUAAACACGGCAGUGCUGUCCGGCAAGCAGGCAUCAGUGCCAAUGAAAAUAUUUGCGGUAACGGAAGCUGGAGAUCUGAAUGAUGUGACGAGUAAUUCGCACUGCCUGAGCUCUGAAUCACGUGUCCUGAAAAGCUCACCGACCUGCAGCUCCCUCUAUGUGGACGGGUCAGAGCUACGUGGCAUGGGGAAGAUCAAAGUUCAUGUACACUUCGAAGCAUUAACAACAUCAGUUGAAAUAACAGUCUGGUAUCCACGGCUUCCCAUAACUGUCUGGAUUUCAGAUCCAAUCCUGAAUGCUGUCAAAGACUGGCAGAUAGCAGUAUGGAAGUGGCUUCCUGGCAGUCGCAGGCGCAGAGAAGCACGACAGUUCGGAUGCGUCAACAGGAUAACGGUACGAUCGAACACACCGAAUAUUGAUUAUGGCAGCGCACCCGUAGUGGUUGCGGAAGACGCUGUGUCGGUGCGAAGAUUGGUUGUGGAAGGAGUGGUUGACAUUGACCUGGAUAUUGAGCGAGUACCGCAGAGACCUCGCGAAUACAUUGUCUCGACAUUCGUGCAAAAUACUUUAACUCACAAAUAUCAGGACAUCGAGCUGAUCGCCCUACGCAAUUCCAACGAUAUUCUGCUCUCAGUCAGCUUGCACAGUCCAGCGGCAUGCAGUGAACCGGACUCUAAAGCAAUUGCGCAGGUAGAAUAUCCGGUGCAGGUGCAAUUCGACGAGAAACCAAAAAUUGCCGGCUCGCCAGCUCCAGAUAUCAACUAUAACGGAAGCAUUAUUUCGGUGGCUUCGUCAACCUCAAGCAACUGGCAUUCCGAACUGUUGCUCGGCCUGAUCAUCGUAUUCGGAGCCCUAAUCGGCAUUGUGUACGCAGUUGGCGCACGCGCCAGACGGCCGUUCAACGAAGGUUAUGAGAAGCUCGUGCUGCCGAUCCUUACGCGUCUCAGCUCUUCCAGCUCUUGCGGCAAGGAUGAGAAUUCACAGGAAUGGGUAUGGCUCUCGAAAGCACAAAUUGAUAGCGCCAGCAUACACAGCAGAUAUUCGCAAAAAUCAACGGUGGAUAUAGCAGCGACUGCUUCGGCGGCGGCAAAUUCAUCGAGUUUGAGCAUCGGUAGCACGCAACGCAGCGUGUCCUAUCGUGGAUCCGAGAUCAGCGUUUUCAUCUCACCGCAGCCUGCUAUUGCUAUCAAUCACGAUUCACUGAGCAGACAUACGACGAGUUGGCGUGGUAGGCCAAAGGUGAAGCUUGCCAGAAAUGCGAUGAUUGACAGCAGCUCGUCGGAGCACAAUCUUUCGAGAUAUUCAAACGCGAAUGGUUUGUUUGUUUUUAGACAUGGUUAUGGUUUUGGUGUGCAGUGUAUCGAGUACAAAGAUUCCUGGUGCCGACGAGGAGCAAUAGCCGCUGAAAGAUGUGCUGAGCGUAAUUUGUCGAAUAUCGACGGAGUUCGUGAGACUGUCGCCUAG
Gongylonema pulchrum is the source of this 2295-nucleotide messenger RNA. Lineage: Eukaryota; Metazoa; Nematoda; Chromadorea; Rhabditida; Gongylonematidae. The record is from the annotation of a GenBank genome assembly.